This is a messenger RNA of Andrographis paniculata, 1696 nucleotides long. RefSeq names its product phosphatidylinositol/phosphatidylcholine transfer protein SFH11. NCBI's taxonomy places the organism in Eukaryota, Viridiplantae, Streptophyta, Magnoliopsida, Lamiales, Acanthaceae. The record is from RefSeq and is a predicted model, not a curated record. The transcript is spliced from 8 exons. Bases 296 to 1609 code for a protein of 437 amino acids.
UAAAUUACAGAGCUGUCAGUACUCAGUACUGGUUAUGGCGGCGGCCGGGGAAUAUCUUGGCCUUCAAGCAUUCCGAUAUUCGAUUUCUCCCUGCCAAAGCAAAACUCGGAAAGCCAUCUCCAAUUUUUAGACACUUUGCCUUUCCUCCUCUGUACUUUCUAUCUGUUGUCUUCGUCAAAUAGGCCGAAUCUCAGUUGUUUCGCUUUUGAAGAAACGUUUGCUUUUCUAGAUGCAUUUACUCAUCAAUUGUGCAGUGACUGUAUUCUCAUGGUACCGGAAGCUUUUAUUUAGAUGAAUGGAGAAGGCAAAAGAGCAGAGCAAAGAAAUUCUGAUUUCCGCCGACGCCGGAGGGAGCAAUCAGUCGGCAGCCGCCAGUAGAAAGAAGACGAAGUCGUUCCAUCCUCCUAUCGAGACAUUCUGGCAAUUACCACCGGCGAAGGAGCCGAGGAGGUCCAAGCCGAGGUUCAUAGCAAUACUGUCGAACACAUUCAAAUACAUGGAACCGUUAUUGAGCACGAAGAAAAGCCAGAGCAAGAGGACGGUUUUAGAAGGCCACCAUGAUCCUAAAGAUCAGAUUAUAGUCGAUUCAUUUCGUGAAUUGCUUCAUCUCGAGGGUCAGCUCCCCAAAAAGCACUUCGAUUAUCACACUCUUCUGAGAUUCCUUAGAAUGAGAGAUUUUCAUUUGGUGAAAGCCAAGGAUAUGUUCAUGCAAUACAUCAAAUGGCGCGAGGAGUUUCAUGUCGAUACCAUCACAAAGGAAUUCAAGUUUGAUGAAUACCAGGAAGUUAAGCAGUGCUAUCCCCAUGGAUUCCAUGGAGUCGACCGAUACGGCAGGCCAGUUUACAUCGAACAGCUCGGAAUGGUUGAUCUAAAUAAGUUUCUCCAAGUGACGACAGUCGACAGAUUCGUGAAGCAUCACAUAUGCGAGCAAGAGAAGACCAUGAAUUGGAGGUUCCCGGCAUGUUCGCUUGCUGCUAAGAAGCACAUUGCAUCGACGUUUAGCAUAUUGGACGUGAAAGAUGUGGGAAGAUCCCAUUUCUCGAAGCCGGCUCGCCAUCUUUUCAUGGAAAUUCAAAGAAUCGACAGUUGCUACUAUCCGGAGACACUGCAUCAGCUGUUUAUCAUCAAUGCUGGCUCUGGAUUUAAGGUACUCUGGAAGGCAAUCAAGAAGUUUCUCGACGAACGUACCUUGGCGAAGAUCCGAGUAUUGGGAACUGAUUACAGAAGCUUCUUAAUUGAAGCUAUCGAUCCAAGCAAUCUCCCGACUUUCUUGGGCGGCGAAUGCACGUGCUCCGAAUCCGGGGGCUGCCUAUUCAGCGACAAGGGGCCUUGGAACGAUCCUGAGAUCAUCGAAACACUUCAGGUAAUGCUUAAUGCUGAAGAGGAGCAGGAAUGCGGCGAGCUAGACGAACAGAUUGCAUCGACAAGCCUGCCGAGUGAUGGCACUGCCGGAGACAAUAUCGACAAGCCCUUGUUAAAGAAGAUCCAGGCCUUCGAGCCGGUGCUCGAAGCUGCGAAAAAGAAAAUUGCAAGUUUGGAAACUGCAUUAGAAGAGACCAAACUGGUCUUGCAAGGACUAACACAGCACAUAGAGGAACUGAAGAGAUGAACAAACUUGCUGUGUUAUGCUCAGUGAAGAAAUUACAUUUUACAAAUAAGUUCUUUUUCUUUCUUUGUAGCUUCAUUUCUUGCAGUA